GUUGGUGGCGGUAUUACAGGAAUGUGGUUAUUGAAAAAAACUGAAACGACUUUCUCUGCUUCCGGACUGUUUCUCUGAACGGAACGGAACCAUUUGGUUAUCUGUGCGGUGUUGUUGGUGGGAGUACAUUGGUUAUUUUACACUGAAGUGAAUAAUUAGUAAUUUUUAUUUGUGUCUUAUCCAAUGGCUGGAACAGCGCAGGAAACAGAGUUGAGUUUGAAGGAAAUAUGUUUUUACGCAGUCCGGCAACAUUUCGCUGCUCUGGGAGCCGACGCUGUUCUCGGUCUCCCACCAACUCUCAUUAAGAGUCUUAUUCCUUACUUGACCAUCAGUCACCUGGCUGAACUCCAGCCGCAACUCACUCAGAGAGGAAUAUCGUCCUACACUGGCUGGCUUCAGGUUAUACAGGGCGAGUACCACAGAAUGGAUUAUCUGUUCACAGAAAAUGCGGUCAUGAGACUUAUUUUUCUUCCCCUGAUUUACUGUUACGAGAACUACCUCUUCCCCAGAAUCAUCACAAAGUUGAAAACGCAGUCUUUCCUGUGGGCUGCAGCUCAGUUCAUCAGAACUUUUGUAUUGAUAUCAGACAGAUAUUUGCCUCUUCACAGGUUAACUGAUGAGUACAGGCCUCUUCUUGAACUGCUAGAGAAACAGAUCAGGUGCAUUUCUUGUCUUCAGUGCCCAGACCUAUCAAAGAGGCAAGCACAAGUGGUGUUGUACAUCAUCCACCGACUGCUCGACCAUGGGGUGGCGACAGAGCUCAUCAUGCACGGACCAUCGCCCACCCUGCUGACAUGGCUUAUAUAUAGAAGGGGUUCCCAGUAUGUUUGUCCUAAGCUGAAGCAUCACCUGACAAUCGAGAAUAAUAACAGUGCUUCAUCACCCAGUCAAGACGAAGCCAGCUGUAGCCGAGUCCUGUCCUCAGAAGAUCAGUGUCAUCAACCUCCUCUGUGCAAACGUCCAAGGCUGCAUUCUAUGUUGGAGGAGGAGGAAACCGAGAAAGCAAACUUGUCACUGCCCCUGCAGGACCUUUGUCAAACAUUUUCUGCACAUAAGGGUGCCUCAGCAGGGCCAUGUCCCCGGGGGGAGAUUCACAAACUGCAGAUAAGCCAGUGUGACCCUGACUGCCUGAGAGUCCUGAACUGUGCUCUGCCCACCUUCUUCUGCCUCCGCUCUCUCACCAUUGAAAGCUCUUACACCUUCAGAGACUGUGACGUGUUGGAUCUGUCUAAGGCUCUGAAGCAGCUCUCUGACAGCCCUCUCUGCCGCCUCACUAACCUCAGCAUCAGCUCCCUGCCAGACAUCAGACUCGCAAAGCUCCUGCUGGACGCCAUUCCCAAGGUUGCUGCUCUGCACGUGGAGGUGGAACAUGGGAUUUGGAGGCCAUACCUAAUAAAUCAUCUUCGGACGACAGAGGCGUACACAUCAGAACUGGUGCUGGAGAAGCUGACACUGAAGGUCAAUGUGGUUCAGACUGAUCUCCAACUCAUCACCUCACUGCUGAGACGCUCCCCUCGUCUCUCCUCUCUCCACCUGUCAGGACUGAGGCUCCAAGGUGGCUCCUCUCUGCAGCAGCUCCUUACCACUCUGUCAGAGUCAAACACCUGCUUAAAGUGUCUGAGCCUGGAGGACAUGAAUCUGUCCGACUGUCUCCCAGGGAUCCUUCAUCUACUGAGAUGCUGUCAGUUAGAAGAGCUUCACCUUAACGACUGUCGACUGCUGGAGAAGUGCAGUGACAAGGAGCAGAGUUUGCAGCAGCUGGUCUCUGCUGUGAAGACGCUCUCGUCUCUCCACACUCUCAGCCUGGCUCAGAACCGUCUUGCAAAAACGGUGUCUGUCUUGGCCAAGCUCUUUUCUGAACCUUCACCCAGUUCUGUGAGGCAGUUGGACCUCAGGUCCAACUUCAUUCGGCCCGCAGAGCUGCUGGAGUUCAGCCAAAGACUGAAGGAACAGCGCCCCCCUCAGAGACUGACGCUGGACCUCAGGAAGAACCCAGGUGACAGGAACCCUGAUAUUUGGAACGCUGCAGUAGAAUCACUGAAGUCCUUUUGUGUGGUGUAUGUGAAAUUUUGGAAAUCCAGGGACACUAUGGUGGACCACGUCAGUGUCAUGUGACCAAAGGUGGAGAAGUGUGUAGGUUUACAGCAGUUUGACAGACAGGGUUGAACUUGAAUGGAUUUAAAGGUGAAAUCUUCUGUUUUUAAGACACAGUUGAUGUCGUUCAUCUUAAAUCUAAGACCUGCUGAGUGGUGAGAGCACGGACUUUGACCUCAGUCAUGUGUUCAGUGCCAACAGUAAUAAUGGCAGUAGUCACUGAAGUGCCGUCCAGACUCAGCUCCAUCUCCAGUUGUAGUUUUGAGGUCAGUUAAAACAUAACGGCAGCUCGUUAACUCCAAAGGUCUUCUGGAGGCUUCUAUUUAUUUACCCUUCACCAAAGGUAUUUACAGGUUGUCAACCUUUUAAAUUACAAUCUGACCUUGACAACUAGUCACGAUUAAUCAUGAUUGUCAUUAUUCGUCCCACAGCUCUCCUUUGAUUAAUCGGAUAAAAACUGUAAUCGUCGGACAGCCUUAAUGUUAUUGCCCACCGCGUCCACUUUUACAGAAGGUAAAAAUGUCCCGUAAAAUUUUUAGUGACAGAGUUGGAACCAAAAAAAGAAGAAGAGCAUCUGUGUUUGGUUUUCACUUGAAAUAUUUUAUUAAACCAGCGUCUGUUACACUUGAGGCCUCUUCCCUCCGACAGAGAUGUGAGUGACAGUGGACGUUCAGAUACGACGGACAAACCCAGAGACAGACGGACAGAUGUCGGAGGGAGGGAGCAGCAGCUUCUCCCUCCGACUGUCUUCUUCUCUACAUGGGACUAACAGCAUCAACACCGAUCACCAAGUCAUCAUUAGUAGAAAAAAAAAUAACAAUUAGAGAAAAGGGAUUAAAAAGGUCAUCAAAAGUGGGUUUUCUUUUAAAGCGUAACACUGAAACACUUUAAUGUUUUGAGUUAACGUGAGUGAAGAGCCAAUGAGUGCAUGCUAACUGCUCGGUCUAUCUACAACCUUCACCGACUGUACAUCAAACAACGACGCUCCCACAAACACACCUUCACUGAGUGGCUUCACAGGAAAUUGAAUUCAGACCGCCGUCAUCAAGACGUCAAUUUUAGUCACGUUAAUAGUUCCUCCUGUGAAAUGAUUGGCCGUCAGAGGAGAUCAACUCACUGUUAUUGGAUAAUACAGGAGCAGACAGUAACCCGUGGUCCAUGCAUAUCAAUAAAUAAAACAUCAUUUCUCAUAACUGAGCUCAUCAGCAGACAAAGGUACGACUGUCACUCUUUAUCAAAACUUCA
Cynoglossus semilaevis (tongue sole) is the source of this 3339-nucleotide messenger RNA. RefSeq names its product leucine rich repeat containing 41 (gene lrrc41). The transcript is spliced from 10 exons. Lineage: Eukaryota; Metazoa; Chordata; Actinopteri; Pleuronectiformes; Cynoglossidae. The record is from RefSeq and is a predicted model, not a curated record. Bases 184 to 2115 code for a protein of 643 amino acids.